Aphanomyces invadans is the source of this 426-nucleotide messenger RNA. Its product is annotated as signal recognition particle protein 2. Bases 1 to 426 code for a protein of 141 amino acids. The record is from RefSeq and is a predicted model, not a curated record. Gene Ontology annotation, molecular function: endoplasmic reticulum signal sequence receptor activity; GTP binding; GTPase activity. The transcript is spliced from 2 exons. Gene Ontology annotation, biological process: SRP-dependent cotranslational protein targeting to membrane; SRP-dependent cotranslational protein targeting to membrane, translocation. NCBI's taxonomy places the organism in Eukaryota, Oomycota, Saprolegniomycetes, Saprolegniales, Verrucalvaceae. Gene Ontology annotation, cellular component: signal recognition particle, endoplasmic reticulum targeting; cytosol.
AUGACGAGGGCUUCCAUGACGCCAAUCGCGAGGUACAGCGACUGCGGCAAUGGAGAUCCUUCACGCCAAGGAACACCCAAGAGGCAUGCCUCGGCCACGGAGCGUCGCCACAUUUGUGUUGCCGAGGUGUUCACGAAACAAAAGAAUGCCGUCGACGACGACGAGAACAAGGGGGACAACCGUCGCCGCAUCAUUCACAACGCAGUCGUGGACUCGCUGGUGUCGAUGUUGGAGCCUGAAACUCCUUCGUACAAGAUGAAGAAGGGACAAUCGAACGUUGUCAUGUUUGUCGGGUUGCAGGGGAGCGGGAAGACAACGACGAUCGCCAAGUACGCGCAUUAUUACCAGCGCAAGGGGCGGGGACGUACAUGGUGUGCGCCGAUAUGUUUCGCGCCGGUGCGUUGGAUCAGCUCAAGCAAAACGUGA